Cyprinus carpio (common carp) is the source of this 2963-nucleotide messenger RNA. RefSeq names its product choline transporter-like protein 1. Gene Ontology annotation, cellular component: membrane. Lineage: Eukaryota; Metazoa; Chordata; Actinopteri; Cypriniformes; Cyprinidae. The transcript has 16 exons. The coding region runs from base 16 to 2079 and encodes 687 amino acids. Gene Ontology annotation, molecular function: transmembrane transporter activity. Gene Ontology annotation, biological process: transmembrane transport. The record is from RefSeq and is a predicted model, not a curated record.
CAGCUCGUGAUGUGAAUGGACGGCUGCCGUUCUUUUCCGGCUACACCUGCUCAUCCCACCAGGAAGUGCAGGGCGAUAAAUCCUAAAAGGCCAAAAAGAGAAUGGAAACCUUUGGAGGACCGGAACUGCACGGAUCUGCCAUGGUUCCUGUUAUUUACAUUGUUCCUUGUGGGAAUGUGUGGCAUCUGUGGGUUUACCAUUGCGACUGGAGGGGCGGCGCGGCUCGUCUUCGGAUAUGACAGCUACGGGAACACAUGCGGCCAACGCAAUGAGCCCAUCGAAGGGGUCCGGCUGAGUGGUCUCGAUCAUACUGACAGAAAAUUCGUCUUUUUCCUGGAUCCAUGCAACAUAGAUAUCAUUCAGAGGAAAAUAAAGUCCAUGGCGCUGUGUGUGUCACAAUGUCCCACCGAGGAACUGGCGACUUACUACGACCUCAAGAAGUUUGCCAUGAUAAAUGGGUCUGAGCUUUGUUCAUAUGAGUUACCUGGUCAUAAGUACCCAAGCCUUCCAGAGCGCUUCGAAAAGUGUCCCAAACUUCCAGUACCACAGAGCAAAGCUCUUCCAGUGUUUAACCGCUGCACGCCGGUGGAUAUUUCCUGCUAUGCUAAGUUUGCUGAAGCGGUGGUCACGUUUGUCAGUGAUAACAGCAUGUUAAACAGGCUGAUUGCCGGGGUGGCGGCCAGCAAAGAGAUCAUUGUUGGGCUGUGUCUGCUGGCGUUAGUUUUGUCCAUGAUCCUCAUGGUGAUCAUUCGUUACAUCUCUGCUGUCCUGGUUUGGAUCCUCACUGGACUGGUGGUUCUGGGUUCCCUGGGAGGUACCAGCGCUCUGUGGUGGUUGUACAUAGACUAUAGAAUGACAAUGAAUGAGACCAUGACUAAAGAUCUGAGAAAAACAGAAGAACCCAACGGUGGCAUUAAGACCACCAAAGACCACUCUCAAGGACUGCUUAUCUACGCCGUUUCAGCUACCGUGUUCACUGGAAUUUUGUUGCUUCUGAUGUUGUUUAUGAGGAAGAGGGUGGCUCUGACUAUCGCCUUGUUCCACGUGGCGGGAAAAGUGUUUAUCCACCUGCCGCUGUUGGCACUACAGCCCUUCUGCACGUUCCUCGCUCUUUCUCUGUUUUGGGUCUACUGGAUCAUGGUCCUCCUCUUCCUCGGCACCUCUGGGAACCCGGAGAAGAGCGAGGAGACUGGCCUGGUUGAGUUCAGGCUCAGAGGAGGGCUGCAGUACAUGACCUGGUACCACGCAGUGGGACUGAUCUGGAUCAGUGAGUUCAUCUUGGCUUGUCAGCAGAUGACUGUAGCCGGAGCUGUGGUAACCUACUAUUUCACAAGGGACAAAAACAAACUCCCGGUGACGCCCAUCCUGUCAUCAGUGCUGCGGCUGGUGCGGUAUCACCUGGGCACUGUGGCCAAGGGCUCCUUCAUCAUCACCCUCGUCAAGAUCCCACGCCUCAUUCUCAUGUACAUCCACAACCAGCUCAAAGGAAAGGAAAACGCUUGUGCACGCUGCAUGCUGAAGGCCUGUAUCUGCUGUCUGUGGUGUCUGGAGAAGUGCCUCAAUUAUUUAAAUCAGAAUGCGUAUGCGGCGACGGCCAUAAACAGCACCAGUUUCUGCACCUCGGCCCGCGAUGCCUUCAUGAUCCUGGUGGAAAACGCUCUUAGGGUGGCAACCAUCAACACCGUUGGAGAUUUUGUUCUCUUUCUGGGCAAGAUCCUCAUCGUGGCGUGCACAGCGAUUACUGGGGUGUUAGCACUGAACUAUCAGAGAGAUUACACCGAGUGGGUCCUGCCGCUCAUUAUCGUGUGUCUGUUUGCGUUCCUGGUGGCACACUGCUUCCUGUCCAUCUUCGAGAUCGUGGUGGACGUGCUCUUCCUCUGCUUUGCCAUCGACACCAAAUACAACAAUGGCACACAUGGGAGGGAGUUCUACAUGGACAAGGCCCUGAUGGAGUUUGUGGAGAACAGCAGGAGGUCAAUGGCGGUGGAGGAGCAGGGCCGCAGCAAGCGUUCCCGUCCCAAGGAAGAGGUAGAGUUGACGGAGGUUAAGGCCAUGGCUCCCGGGACAAGCUCUGCUUGACCAAAAUCAGCCCAUGGGACUUUUUAAAGACAUUCCAAAAUGUUUAUUUUUACCAAUGUGUAACAUGUUUACUAUGGUUUCACUCCAGGGAAUACAAUAUUUUAAUAAGAAACUGUAAAAAAAUGAAAUAACAAUGUAAUGAAGCACUUUAUAUUGGAGCGCUGCAUAUUUUAAAAAGCCUGAUGCAUUUUUUCGUAGUGAUGUCCUUUUUAUAAGACUAAAAAAACCCAGUUGCCAUCUAGUGAAACACAGUAUUAAUAAUGUCUAGAAUCACUGUUUUUAUUAUGUCAAUUUUUCAUAAGAAACCUUUUUUUUAAUUUAUGAGAAACCCACAUACUGCAGUGCAGCACUUGUUCUUUUUGUUUCAUUUAAUUCAAAUAAUGAAACAUUUACGCUUUUUAUUUCUUUAUUUUCAGAAAAGAAAAAAAUGCUUGGUUGUGUUAUUUUACUAAAAUAACGUUACCAUGCCUGAAAUGAGGGUAUUGUCCUUGAAUUUAACUUGUGUGUAAUAAGGUUGGUUGGUUUCCCUCCAAUGGUGGUAAUUUUAGUUUGUUUCUGAGUUGUGAUAAAACUGUAAAAGUCAAAUUUUCCUGCUGUGACUGUUAGUGCUGAUAGAAACUGGGUCUGGUUACCUUAAACUGGGAGGAAGACAUUAAUGGUUUCUGACUACGAUCCACAGUUGAUAUAACUGUGAGUAUGAGUGACAUUACAACAAAAAGCACAUGCAAACAACAAAUAAAACAAACAAUAACAGUACAGUUACACUACAAGACGAUUUGAAUGUUUUUGGAAGAAGUCUCUUUUGCUCACCAAGGCUGCAUUUAUUUGAUAAAAAAUAUAGUAAAACCAGUUAUAUUUAAAUUUAUUCCAAUUUAAAAGAACGG